AUGUACAGCGGAGCCUCGACCUCAGCCUCGCGCUUCGGCGCGCGCCCCACGGGCGCCAACUCCUUCCGCCUGCGGUCGGACGAGAACCGCCGCCCCAACUUCGGCCGGCCUGAGGCCUCGCCGGGCUCUGCUGACGUCGACAUGAAGGACGCGUCGCCUGCCUCCUCCGCGUCCGGGCGGUUCCAGAGGCCGUCACCUGCUGCGGCCGCCGCUGCCGCGAACCGUCAGGCGCUGCGAGACCGACCCACUACAAGCUACCGAUCGACGGCUACGAGUCGAUUAAUGGCACCGACGGCGUCUUCUCUGGCGCAUCGAUCUGCACCACGUGCGUCGCCUACUUCGUCGGGGUCUACGCCGUCUUACGCUCGUCCGACGGCCAGCAGCACCACUGGAAGGUUCCAGGGGACGAGAGUUCCGUCUGCACCUACGAAACCCACGGGCGCGAGCAGGUUCCAGUCGGCUACUACCGGUUCGACAGCUCGGACAGCUGCAGCGAGACCGACGUAUUCUAGUACUGGUGCAACUAGCAGGUUCCAGUCGGCUUCGAGGCCGCGAGCAGGUUACGGAGCGACUCGAACGCAGCAACGCACGCCGACUCCGCCGCCUCAACAGCAGGUGCAACAGCAAACCGCUCCUCCGCCAGCUCCUGCUGAAAUGAUGGACUACGAGGAUCAACAGACUCAGCAGGAACGGGAGCAGGAGCAGCAACAGCAGCCGCCGAAAGCGUGGAGUCUUGACGAUUUUGAGAUUGGACGCGAACUGGGGGCUGGCAAAUUCGGGCAGGUCUACCUGGCCCGAGAGAAGAACUCGCGCAAGGUUGUGGCGCUCAAGGUGCUAGUGAAGGAACAGCUGAAAGCGGCAGGCGUGGCUCACCAGCUGCGUAAGGAAGUCGAGAUUCACUCGCGCAUUCGACACGAAAACGUCCUACCCCUCUACGCUACGUUUCAGGACUCCACUCGAGUGUAUCUGGUGCUGAAGUACGCUGGAGGAGGAGAUCUGUACAAGAAGAUGCGCUCCAUGCCUGGACGCCGCUUUCCGGAGCGCCAAGCAAUGUUGUACACCGCACAGCUUGUCAGGCAGGACAUACCCGCCACUUUACAAUUUUUCUAG
Molecule: messenger RNA, 1110 nt
Organism: Phytophthora sojae
Lineage: Eukaryota; Oomycota; Peronosporomycetes; Peronosporales; Peronosporaceae
Exons: 4
Coding region: 1-1110 (369 amino acids)
Biological process (GO): protein phosphorylation; mitotic spindle organization; regulation of cytokinesis
Cellular component (GO): spindle midzone; chromosome passenger complex; spindle pole centrosome
Molecular function (GO): protein kinase activity; ATP binding
Source: RefSeq, a predicted model, not a curated record